Betta splendens (Siamese fighting fish) is the source of this 5357-nucleotide messenger RNA. Its product is annotated as adenosine receptor A1. The record is from RefSeq and is a predicted model, not a curated record. The transcript has 4 exons. Gene Ontology annotation, biological process: G protein-coupled adenosine receptor signaling pathway. Bases 1116 to 2108 code for a protein of 330 amino acids. NCBI's taxonomy places the organism in Eukaryota, Metazoa, Chordata, Actinopteri, Anabantiformes, Osphronemidae. Gene Ontology annotation, cellular component: membrane; synapse; dendrite. Gene Ontology annotation, molecular function: G protein-coupled adenosine receptor activity.
UCAGCACUGCCCAGAUAACCAAGAUGUUACCCAGACAGCAGCUCACGGCCACCAGCACCUCCACCAAUGUGAACAACGCGUUCAUCACUGAUAUUCACUGCUUCUCUGAAGCUCGAGCAACAAAAAUGAUAACAUGAUCCAGGAUGCAGUUCUGCCCUUGUCAUGUUUGACGUCCAUGGAGCUGUGCAUCGUGUGGCGGACUCAUACUCUAAUGAGCGCCGUGGGAUGACAGAGGCCUAAUAAAACUGAUUCAGAGUCUGCUGAAUAGCGUUCCAGAGACUGGGAUCAUUGGCAGAGUCCUAAAACAACAUCCUGAGUCAUCACGUUCCUUAAAGGUGAUCAGACCGAAGAUGUUUACAGGCUGAUUGAAUCUGCUUCUUUAGACAGCGGCUGCUUCUCCCUCACACUCGCUGCCAAAGUCUUUUCAUUCUUGGAUGGACUGUAUGUGCUCGUCUAUAGGCGUGCUGCAUUUUACGUGUGAGAUAAAAAGAAAUUAAGUCUAGAGUAAAAAAGCACUGAAGAAUGAUGACACAGUGAUUAAGUGCGUCUGUGAAAUGAAAUAUAGCCUUUAACACAGGAAGGAAGUGCAAAUGUGAGAAAAAACACUGAAUGCGAGAAAGAUUAGCAUCACAGCUGUUUGUCAGCAUUUACUGUCAUCCCACUUUCAUCCACUCACACACGGCACACGCCGGCAGUUGUAUUGCGUUAGGAUCAAAUUAGCUGUAAUGCAUCAUCUUCGGCUGAGAGCUCUCAGAAGCCACAGUCAGAGCACGCGGGGCAGGAACGCUCAGGGUGAGCGCGAACGGCGCUGCAGGAUUCUGCAGAAGCAAAAGUCCCUCCCAUCGACCUCACGCCUCCGUUUCACUGGACCAGCCGCACAUAAAAGAGAGAGAGAGCCAGAGUCUGGAUUGAGACGCACGGGUGCCCGGCCGUGCGCCGAGCUGGAGCUCUACAGUCAGGACUCACCUCUCACGUUUCCAUGACAGAAAUCACGUGUAGGAGGAAGUCCAUGGCCACGAUGGGCAUUUUAAAGCUGAAGCCAAGCAACACGUGGAGGAAAGAAGUUCCAUCAAGCUUAAGCUUCUUUGCUAUCUGAGCAGAGGUGACUGGAGGAAAUGUCUUCUUCUCCCGGCAUCGAACCUCGGGCGCAUGUGGACUUGGUGUACAUCUCCAUCGAGAGCGCCAUCGCCCUGGCCUCCGUGGUGGGGAACGUCCUGGUGGUGCUGGUGGUGUGCGUGAACCGCACUCUCCGCAACAGCACCUUCUCCUUCAUCGUGUCUCUGGCUGUGGCCGACAUCGCCGUGGGGCUUCUGGUCAUCCCUCUGGCCAUCGUCCUCACUCUGGGGUUGCCCACUCACUUCUACACCUGCCUCUUCUUCUCCUGCCUGGUGUUGGUCAUCACGCAGAGCUCCAUCCUUUCCCUGCUGGCCAUUGCCAUCGACAGAUACCUGAGAGUGAAGAUCCCGACCAGGUACGCCGUGAUAGUCACCCAGGGACGGGUGUACGUGGCGGUCUGCUUGUGCUGGAUCCUCUCCUUUCUGUCUGGACUGGUUCCAAUGAUGGGCUGGAACAACCUGGACGUCCACGGGAACCUCAGCAGCUCCAGCGAGAUCGUCUGCACGUUCACCGGCGUCAUCAGCAUGAACUACAUGGUGUACUUCAACUUCUUCGGCUGGGUGGUGGUGCCGCUGACCGUCAUGAUCGCUCUCUACCUGGAGAUCUUCAGGGUGAUCCAGCUGCGGCUCAACCGUCGGGCCGAGGCCACUUGCGAUGGGGACCGGUACUACAGGAAGGAGCUGAAGUUGGCCAAAUCGCUGGCCUUGGUGGUUUUUCUCUUUGCUGUGUGUUGGCUGCCGAUACACAUCGUGAACUGCAUCAGUUUCUUCUGCCCGAAGUGUUGGACCCCUCAGUUUGCCACUAACGUGGGGAUCUUUAUGUCCCAUGUGAACUCCGCUCUCAAUCCCAUGGUCUACGCGUUCAGGAUAAAGCACUUCCGCCUCACCUUGAUCCAGAUCACUCAGCGCUGCAUGCUGUGCAAACCCUCUGCAGCCGCCUCGUGCUCCACCAGCACGCCGGCGCUGCAGGAUAAGGGGACCGUGAGCCUGUAGCAUGUGCAGGGAAUUUGGUUCACUUAAAUACGGAAUACAACAAUGAAGUGCUUCAUUUCACCCACAGUGGGACAUCUUAAUAUUCAUCGACUGUGACUUCAAGAAGCUGAGCCUGCAUCAAAGAAAAAAUGAAUCCUACAGUUUAGUUUUCACUUGUUGCCUUUUACACUGAUAUUAUUUACUAUAUGUGGUACUGUAUGUUAAUAUGUCAUCUUUAAAAGACUUGUUCAUGUAUUUAUCAAAAUAGAAUGUGCACAUUCUUAUUGAAUAUGCGAAGCUGACACUUCUAAUUAUACAGUGAGGAGAUCAAAGAAUGACUAUUGGUAUUUAAUGCAUAUUUGGCCAAAUUAACCAAAGACAGUUCACAUUUCAGACUUACAGGAAGGUGAAACAAUCCUUCCUGAAAUGCCAAUUAACAAUAAAGCCAAUAACCCAUGUGAAACUAAGUCUGGCAUCGGAGUAACUUGGCCUUUAGACUUUAUCACAGUACGCAGGCAUCCUUUCAGCCAAUUCAGCAGGAUCGGGCCGUAUUUUAGGGCUUGUGGCAGUUGAAAAAGCUGUGAAGCAUUUUUCUAAAUCAUCCAUUGAGCCAGAAGUAGUUUAUCUGAACUGUGAAACUUCAUAUUAAACUAAUUUGACUUGGGUUAGUUCAAUCGAGCACUGCUCUUCCACAUUGAUAGGUUACAGGUCAAACUCGGUUUCAAAGAACAACUUGGAAGUAAUGAUUAGUUCUACAUGAACAUGCUAUCACACAUCUAUUGCAUGUAUGUAUUCUAUGUAUUUAAGACUAAUUUCAGGUCAAUUUUAAACUGGGAUCAAAUUAAACAACUUUAGAACCAUGUGAACACAGACAACCACCUACUUUUCAUUGCUCUGAGCAUCUCUGAGAGCAAAUGAGUGGACGAGGCAUCAAGGCUUUUAAAUAAAUUGAGCUGUCUCUGUGCACUCAAAUAACUGACACAGGCAUUCUGGCAGGGACCCAUGCUACUUCUUGUUCCAGUUUGAUCUUGAUCUCAAAAGCCAGCACUUGUCACUACUGAUGUCUGCAUUGGCUGGCAUUUCUUCAAACAAUCACUAUUGCGGUCUUGCAUUGUCUGCAAAUUCACCACAGUGUUGAGGACGGACUGCAUGUGGCAGUCUGAAGCCGCUUUGACCACAGCCAUCAAUAUAUAGCUCUGAGUAGCUUAGUAUUUAGUUUCAGUGGUGCUUUGAGCUAAAUAAAAAUGUCACACCACAGCUUUCUAUUUGACAACAUUUGUAUAUGAGGACAAGGCUCAGCUGGGAGAAAUGUUAAUAUGCUUACGGGUAUUUCCUGCUAAACUAUUCAGAUCAUAUCACACACCAAAGCAGGAAAUGCAGCCUUGCUACUAUAGUACAGCAGUAUGUCUAAUAAUAAAGAAAUAAAUAAGAGUCUGCACACAAACACAUACACCGGAUGUUUGAUUAGUCAUGUGAACAAGAAAGGUGAGGAUGAGAAUACUGUAUUUGUUAAGUAAGGUCGGUAAUACACGGGCUUACAGGACCUGGGCUGAAACACAUUUAUGCAAUAACACCCGGAAACUCUGCAUCAUCAUCAUCAUCAUCAUACUGUAUGAGAGAUUUACCUGAUUCACUUACAAAAGACCUUUCGCUCAAAUUCGAACCCUAAAGGUCUAAGACAGAUUUGAAAUCAUGGCCAGGUUUAACAUAACUGUACAUUAGCGUUUGCUAAGUGAGAGGGAUAUUUAUGUUUAGGCAAUACUGUUUUACAUUAAUUCACUUAGCACAGAAAAGUGAAAAUCCGCCUUCAUGAAAUGCCAAUUUAAAAGAAAGUCAAUAAUUUAAAAUAAAAAAAAAACCUCUGGCAACAUCAAGCCAUUAGCCAUUAGAGUUUCUCACGCCACACAGACCCGUUUACAGCUAAUUCAGCUGGGUCGGGCCAUAUUUUAAGGGUCGUGGCAGUUGAAAGGCCUCUUAGCAUUUGACUAAAUUAUCCACUGAGCAGCAUUAUGCGUAAGUGAUUUAUUUGGACAGUAGCGCUAAGUCUUCUGCUGAAGCUGCAUCGGUCCUGCUUCGUCAUCAGUUUGACUUCUGCCUGCUUCCUUUUACACUGCUGCUCAUCCAUUACAUGAAGGUCCAGACUUUUUAAGGAUGUAUAUUUAGAUAAUUUGGUAAAACUUACAUUACACAUAUAUAUUUAUUUAACUGAUUUUAUGUAAAUCUGCUUCUUACUGUAACUACCUACAUUAAGAAUAAUACUGUUGCAUGGUUGCGCAUAAUAUGAUAGUGUGAAAUGUUCAAGAUGCAGCUUUUUCUCUGUUGUUCCCUGAAAAACGCUCGGUGAUACGUAUUUUACCAUCUGUCACCCUCAUCCUUGUUGAGGGAUUUGAAUCUGCUGAGUGUGCUCUAAUCCCCAGCCCUCAUCUUAGCGAGGGAGAUGCCACAUAAUCAACCUGCCAUUUACAGCCUUUGUAGCACACUCUCAGCUGGUGGCCUGUCAGGCUCUGGAGGGACAUGGUGUAGAUGUGAAGACAAGAAGCCAGCACUGUUUUAAAGCUUAUCUCGAUAUUACAGCAGUUUUUGAGGAGUAGAGAGCUGAAGUUUGAGCGUGCAGCACCAUCCAAACAUGGGGGAACCAGACAGAGCAGAGGGUGACGUGGAAGGAGAGGACCCACGGGAGCAGGAAGCCCUGCUGCAAAUCAGCAAACACACCGAGACGCGGCAGGCCUUUGCUUGGGGGCAGCGCACCUUCAGGGAGAAGGCCACAUAUUAUGCAGAUCGCAUCUUCCUUGGGUUCCUGUUUGUGUUCUUCCUCAUGCUGCUGUCAGAAUUUGGCUAUAAAAUGUGGUACGUGAUGAAUAUAAGGAGAAUUGCAGAGUUUGUGGCAACCUGGCUCUCCACCCAGGAGAGACAAGAGGAGCGGCUUGAACUGUAGCUUUAUGACAGAGCAGCUGUAAUAUGCACAUUACACUCAACAACGCUGUUUGAAUGAUCACUUGGAGGUUUUAGACACACGUGGGAUUACAAAUGCCCACUACACAAUCCAUUUACGGCUGCAUUUAGAAAGUAAGUAUGUAUUAUUAAUGUUUGAGCAUUGUCUUGGUGGUGAAUUAAUGUGAAAAUAAAUUAUGUAUGCCUUUAAUUGAAUGUGCUUUCAUCUCCACCUUCUGGUUGUUCUUUCAUUUGUGUAGUUUCACAGCCAAGUCCAACGUUCUGAACAGAAUAGCAACACACAAACACACAAUUAAAUUGGGCUAAGAUAGACAAUAA